AUGUAUGCAGCAAAUGGUGGAAGAAGGAAAGAUGAAGCACAAGAGGCGUGGGCCCCAUAUUAUAUUGCGCCCGGGCGGAGCAAGCGUGAAGUUCUGUGUCUAAGACGUAACAAAGAAAUCCUGGAGAAGCAACAAAGAAAUGUGAGUGGGGCAUGCGAAGCAACAAGGCUAUUGUCUGACAAAGAGACAGCGCGAACAAGAAGAUUGUGUUGGUCGAAAUGGCUUCACUGCCGCUUCAGCAAGCAUGGCACCGGCGAGGCCAUUCACCGCGCAUGCGAACGCCGAAUGCAUUCUCAUCGUCAAUGCGUUCGGCGUCAGAUAUCUCAUCGUUAAUGCCUUUGUCGUCAAUACCUUUGUCCUCGAUACCUUUGUCGUCAAUACCUUCGUCAUUGGGGAGCUGGUCGUCAAUGCCUUUGUUGCCAAGAGGGGGUAG
Lecanosticta acicola is the source of this 433-nucleotide messenger RNA. NCBI's taxonomy places the organism in Eukaryota, Fungi, Ascomycota, Dothideomycetes, Mycosphaerellales, Mycosphaerellaceae. The record is from the annotation of a GenBank genome assembly.